This is a messenger RNA of Kluyveromyces lactis, 1752 nucleotides long. RefSeq names its product Mdm32p (gene MDM32). The record is from RefSeq and is a predicted model, not a curated record. Bases 1 to 1752 code for a protein of 583 amino acids. Gene Ontology annotation, cellular component: mitochondrial inner membrane. The transcript has a single exon. Gene Ontology annotation, biological process: mitochondrion inheritance. Lineage: Eukaryota; Fungi; Ascomycota; Saccharomycetes; Saccharomycetales; Saccharomycetaceae.
AUGUUCACUGUAUUGGGUCGAGUAAUGAACCGACAUUGUGCCUUGCGGGCACAUAGUAGGAUUAGAAUGCCAACUCCGAUGAAAGUGUCAUCGUUGCUUCCUCUGCCCCAUAAUCUUUUGAGAACAUAUGCAACUGAGAAGCAUGAUAUGGAUGAAUUAAAUAAAAGCACGGAUUAUAUGCAUAUACAGAAUAUUUUGUUGCAGAAGGAGAAAGAGCUUAGUACGAAGCACACCCUAUUAAAGGAAGCCACAGGGUUUUAUGACAGGUUCAAAAUAAAUACGAAAUGGUUCUUGAUCCGGGGUAAUAGGCCCUUUAGUUUUGAUGAGUUAUCGACGUUAUUCUCCUGGCUUAUAAUAUCGCAGAUUAUCUGGGUUAUCCUAGGGACUACGACAUUUGUUUCCUUAGUAUUGUUUACAUUCAAUACUGUUUUCGCAAAAGAGAUGGUAGGGAAGUUUGUAGGAAACACCUUGAACAAAUAUAUUGAUAGUUGUGAUGUUGAAUUUCAAGAUGCUUUGGUACCCGAAUGGAAGAAAGGUUGUAUCAGAUUCCGUAGCGUCAAAGUUAGGACAGUAACCGAUGGAAAGUCUGAUGUGCCCUCUGACCAAUUACAAUUCGAUUUGAAGUUUAAUCAGGUAGACAUAACGCUUUCAGUGCGCAAAUGGAUGACUGGCCAUGGGCUAAUAGAUAAUUUAACUGUGCUGGGUAUGCAUGGGAAAGUGGUCCUGAAUGAUGUCAAUGAAAACAAGUUAGUUGGUUGGUUCAGUAACCCAGAAUACCAUUUAGGUGCAGUGAAAGUUUGUGAUAGUUGCUUUACAUUGAGAGAUGGCAAUCAAGACUACCGUAUUUCAAUCUACAAUAUGGAUAUGAAUCGACUUAGAUUUGAAUGGUGCGUCUCGGACUUUUUUAACGCUAAUGUGGUGACUGGGGCGAUUAAUCAUUCUUUAUUCACAAUUCAUAAAAGACAACACAAGCUAGCAUAUCUACAAGAUCUUGAAAAAGAUCUUUCUCCUUGGAAGAGAAUUACGAGACUAAGAUUGGAUAGAAUCUCCGUCAAGGAUUUAGGGUUGGAUAAAUCCAGCUCAUUCAACUGGAUUGAAGAGGGAUCUGUUGAAAUAAUUGCCGAUUUGAUGUUACCUAAUGUUGAAGAUGAAUCUCAAGAUUCUGACGAAGAGAAAAACAAUAAAUACAUGGUAAUGGAUUUGAAAUUCAACUUUAGAGAUUUAAAAGCUAAAUUCCCAGAGUCAGCUCCUACAUUAUCUAAUGGAGAGACUGUAAUAUCUUUUGACGAGUUAAAGCCUAUUAUUAACUACAUCAAUAAUAGACGCGUGAUCUUUAAUUCGGUUGCUACAACGGAAACUAUUGAUCCAGACUGGAAUCGCAUAACACCCGUCUCAAUAAAAAGACAGAAAUCAUAUCCAGAUACUACUGUUAUUCCAACUUCUGUAACAUGGCCUGACGGGGAGGAUGAGGUACAAAUUAACAAAGAAAUCAUAAAGUAUCAUGACCAGCCAACAACUAAUACGAACAAUUUAAUAUUGAAGUGCAGAAUUGUGAAGAACAUCGAUGAACUUCAAAAUGUCGCCCUCUUUAGGGAAAGCGGCGUUUAUGACGUAUUGGCUAUGGAACUCUAUGUUGAUUUGAUGAAGAUAGUGGAAGAAUGGGAAUUCAAGAAAAAAAACAGUUGGAUGAGAUUAUGGGGCACAACUCUAGCUUCCCAGUUGUUAAUAUUUGGACUCGGUGCCAUGGUUUAA